AUUAACUAUAUAAUUAAUAUUAAUAAAUACAAUCGUGUAAAGUAAAUUUGUAAACUGGGUUGCCUACGCGUAAAUCUCUUCGUUUCGACACCAGCCGAUGUGUUGUUUUGGGGCGUCCAGUUUGUUUCUGCAGUGGCAACGAGUGGCGUGCGGUGCAGCUUUACCCGACAAAUCCGAACUACGGUCCAUUCGCAGCAUCCGCCAUAUUCUAAACAAACAUGGUCGGCCUGUGAUCGCGGGUAUUUGCGUUACGUUCUUCCCCCGUGACGACUUAUCUUAUCGGUGCUUUUGUGCUGUUCAUCGAUUCGAGUUAUCCAGAUUGCCGUUCGAACAGUAUUAUAAUGGCAGUUCCGACGACGACCAUAGAGACAGUGACGAUAAAACGUCCAUUAAAGGUCAUAGCAUUCAUAUGCGGCCUGAUAGUGAUAAUCCUGAUGAUAAUGGGUCUGGCAUCGACCGAUUGGCUGAUGGCGGCGGGAUGGAGACAGGGACUGUUCAUGCAUUGCAUCGAGGAGAACUCACCGCAACCCCUGCCGUUCAACACGCAAGACGGCCCCGGAUGCUACCAGUCAAGGGACGCAGCAUACAUAAAAGCGGCAGCCGCCCUCUGUGUCGUCACACUCCUGCUGGACUUGGUGGCCACGCUUCUCACAGGUUUGGGACUCAGAACGAAGGAGCAUCAUACCAAGUACAAAUAUUAUAGGUUCGCCGUCGUAGUCAUGGGACUUGCCCUGGCCGCAAUUCUCAUAGCACUCAUUAUCUACCCAGUGUGCUUUGCAGCUGAAUUAAACUUGGGUAACCGGACCAUAUGGGAAUUCGGUUGGGCCUACGGCGUCGGAUGGGGUGCUGCGAUCUUCCUGUUCGGCGGCGUGAUCCUGCUGAUGUGUGACAAGGAAAGUGAGGAGAUCUACUACAAGGAGAGGAAGAUCGUGCACGACAAUGACUCUCGUGCCUAGUGGCCACAUAGUCUGCCCGAUGUUGUACUCUGAUCCUAAGAGUCGUCAUCAAGUUGUCGCUUCUCUCAGAGAGUGUGCGCUGAACGAAAGGUUCGUGUGAAUGGCUAUGCCUGUUGUGUUUAAUUGGAUCCACGGAUCAAACUUAUUGUGUAACUGGUCAGUUUGAUGUUUCAUCGACAACUAGUUUUUGUUGUUUUUAGUUUUAUUAUUAUUUAUUCGGGAUUGUUAUUGUACAAACGUUAUGUUAGGAUGCGGCGUAAGCCCCGUUGACUUGCCGCUUUACGCAACAUGGAGAUGAAUAUGAACUUUGAGACUGAAUAGUUGUAUGGAUCCGAUAGGAGAUCUCGUUUAGACGUAAAAUCCACGGCCAAAGAAUAAACUGAAUCUCGACAUUACUGAAUUCCUGUUGGAGUUUUACGGCCUAAUUAUUUUACUUUUGACGCGGGCUGGGUUAAUUUCGACGAGCUGCCGACGUCGUUGGAAGCCACUCCUCCUCGGAUUACGUAAAGCGACAAAGCGACCACCAUGUACAACUUUAGUUUUUGCGUAUUAUUUAUUUUGUAAAAAAAAUUGCAAUCAAACUGAUUGGAUCUAUUAUUUCAUUUAAUUUGCUUGCCUGGUAUAAAAGCCAGAUAGCCGUUUUGUACUUGUUACCAUUUUUUAGAGGCGAAUCCUCACUGGUACCGUUCAAAUCGACAGAUUAUUUACGACGUUUUACAUUUUGGUUUACCAAUUUUAUUGUCGCGGCUGCGUAACUCCCGUCAGGGAUUUACGUAACCGGAGUUGUUACUGAUUAAGACUAAAAACGGUUUGGACGGUCUAAUUGGAUUUGCCAGAGCAUGAGUGAAUAGAACGACUGAGAGGCAACCCGGGCAGGCUAGAUGAUGUAUGGUAAAAUAAUAAAGACUUAUAAUUAAUUUACAGCGGACCUCUGACGAUGUGUACGCGGUCUAAAAGUUUUCCAAAUAGUGUUACGUUUUAUUAACGCACGCCUACACAUUCGUCAGGCGUAAUAAAUAGUGAUGUCAAUAUAGUUAGUAGAUUUAACUAGAAUUAGGAAUUAUUUAUUUGUAAAAUAUAGUUUACUCCAUUUCAUAAGUUGUUGUAAGUUUCUAAGGGCAUUAUUAUAACAUUUAUUUUUUAUAGUGGAUUUUUUAUACAUUUGUAAUACUGACGACUUCAGGUAACAAUUUGGCUAAAAUUAACUCCUGAAUUACUUCAUCCUUAUGAUACUCGAAUAUUGUUGUUUACCAUUUUUAUGAACUCAAAAUGAUACCGUGUUGCCUGAUUCGUUUUAUAAUUUACGCACUCAAAUUAUUUUCUAACAUAAAACAUGUAUAUUCACCCUCAAAAACUUAAGUGUUGCUCUCAAUUCAGGAUGGCUGCUAAAAAAACGGUGUGAUACUCAAAAGAUAUUUGUUUUCUUUUGCGAUAUUGUAAUGGAGAUAUUUAUUUAAUUGUAUUAUAUUCAUAUUUUCGAGCUGAACUGUAAAUAUACGCUAGAAACUGUUAAUAACGAUUGAUUUAUAUUGUCGAUCGUUUAAUACUCAGUAAAGUUUAAGUAUGAUGUUAUAAACUUUAGAGCAACAUAUAAAGUUUGUAAAAUUGUAUCAUAUUUAUUUUAUUAAAUAACAAAAAAAUAUACAUAAAAUAGGGUACAUAACGUGAGCAUAUCGUUAUUAGUAAUAAAUCUAAAAAAAGUCCAACAUUCUGAAAGAAAAUAAAAGCAGUUGCAGCAAGAACAACAAUUAAUCUUGAUGUAAAUUGCUUGUUUUAAUUGCAACUGCGCACAAUUUCGUGUUUUGUAUUAAUUUUGAAACUUUUAAGUCCAUACAAAAUUGUAUACUGAAAGUUUUGCAAUAACUGGAAUUGCUGUUAAGGAACAAAAAUGCAUGUGUAAAUUUUUUGAUACUGGACCAAUACCGUUUAACCAGAAUAUUAAUUCUUACUGCCAAUUAUUUAUAAUAUGUAAGGACACAAAUGGUUUUUAAUUUAAAAUCGACGUCAUAUCUAAUAAAUCUCUACUGUUAGAAUUGUUUUGUACUUGUAGAAGUCUAGAAAAAAAUUCUUCUUGUGAUACUUGCACUAACGAUUAUUGAAUAUUUUCCCUUAAUAUAACUUUAAAGCUACUAGUAAUAAUUAAAUAUAUAAAACUACCCCUUGAAGAAGAAUUUUAUUUCAAGAUAAACAAUAUUGAAAACACGGUUUUGUUUAAACUCAAUUAAGUACUUUUACCAGUGAUUGAUUUUGGUACCAUAAAAGUAAAAUCAAACUUUCAAUUGAAUGUAAUAUAUUAAAUUAGUAGUUUGGAGACAAAUUGAACUAAGCCUAAUUUUUAUGGUGGCAAAAGUUAAUCAAACUGUAUAUAAUUCACGUGUCCCAACUAUAAUAGCAUGUUACAGAGUAGUGUUGUGAUAUAUAGCUUAUGUAUAUAUUAUUAAAUGUAAAGCCAUAUAUCCAAAAGGAAAAUAUCAACUACAAUCUCAUUCGCGGUUUGUAUUUGACAUUUUCCAUUUUAUAAUUUUACUGAUACAGUUACAAAUGUAAAUUACUGUUAUUCCCUGUAAAAUAUUUCAGAUUAGAAAGUAAAUGUCAAUGACUUAAGUUAAUAAAAAACUUAUAACUAUUGUAUGUUCAUAUAGUUUUUUUAAUGAAUGUAAUUUAUUUACAGUAUCUUCAUUUAGAAUCUGCACUUUCUUCCACCUUUACUCUCUAUAAAUAAAAUCAAUAUUU
Molecule: messenger RNA, 3689 nt
Organism: Aethina tumida (small hive beetle)
Lineage: Eukaryota; Metazoa; Arthropoda; Insecta; Coleoptera; Nitidulidae
Product: transmembrane protein 47
Exons: 6
Coding region: 342-956 (204 amino acids)
Biological process (GO): cell-cell adhesion
Cellular component (GO): cell-cell junction; membrane
Source: RefSeq, a predicted model, not a curated record